AUGAGCCGGGCCAAAAUUCUGGGCUUCGUGGCCUUCAUCGUGGGCCCUGUAGGUAUCAUCACCGGAAUUGGCACCAACAUCUACAGGGAAUUAUCGUCAAGCAAUUCAACCCUUGUACGCGAUACCUCGAGCACAGUUAUGGUCGCCUUAGAUCAUUCGCCUGCAUUGCAUGGUCCAGGGCUCGAGCAAGAUGCUAUCUUGAAAUUCUGGAAUGAGCCAUACUCGAAAGCCAGCUGCUUCCCAAGCACCCCUGCAACGACAAUAUCACUUUCUCCUGGUGUCUGCCUCACGAAUACCGGCUUCCGAAACUAUGAUGUCCAAAUCAAGUCAGAAGGACUCUGCGCAGACGGCAGUGUACCUACCUUCUUCACCUACGCCCAAGCCGCUUGCACUGAAGAGCUUGAUGGUGGAACCGAAAUGUCCUCUUCUCCUACAGUUGGUCAAUGUUUCCACAGAGAGUCUGGACAGUCUUUGCAAUCUUCGAUAAUUUUCAGAUGUGGUAAAGCUAUCAAGACCCCUCAAGUAAUGCACAAUAAGCAUGGGCACACCGACGAAGCCAACCUUGCCAGCCUGUCUCCUGAGGCGACCACAGACUUCCACGCAGUUUUCAACAAAGCGGACUACAAUGUCAGACAGACCCAGAGGACCUUCAAGCCAGACGUCUGUCACCGCUUAAACUCCACCGUCAAUAUUGUGCCCGGAAAGUGUAGCAACUCGCGUACGCCGGUUCUCCAUACUUUUGUUCGAAGAGACUGCAAGGGCAACUUUGUCGUGCAGGGACAAUUGGAGCAUUCUACCUCCUGGGACCCAAAAGCGCAAUACACCUCAAGCGUUGUCCUUGCAUGUCAUCAGUUUGCCGCCCUGGAUGACUGGGUGGUUUGGAAGAUGCUUUUGUGCCUUAUAGUCAUGCCCGUUUGUUUGGCCUUGGUUGGCUCUUAUUAUCGAUGGUGGGCAACACAGUUCCUUUUCCUGUCAUACGUAGUAGUAUCUUCGCUGUACGGCUACGACGGUAGAGUCGAUGGUUGGACCCCUAGAUAUGUCCCCUACAUCGCGUCUUUUACCUUUGGGGUCAACGUCCUUUAA
This is a messenger RNA of Cadophora gregata, 1083 nucleotides long. RefSeq lists its product as uncharacterized. The coding region runs from base 1 to 1083 and encodes 360 amino acids. The record is from RefSeq and is a predicted model, not a curated record. The transcript has a single exon. NCBI's taxonomy places the organism in Eukaryota, Fungi, Ascomycota, Leotiomycetes, Helotiales, Ploettnerulaceae.